AUGUAAAAUAAUUUUUUUAUACUUAUUUAUCUUUAUUUUAUUUAUAACUAUAUUUUUAAUCGAAAAAAAUUAUUCAUUAAAAUAUAUUUAUUUUAUUAUAUAAAAAAUAUAUAUUUAUAUUUUUUAAUAUAAAUAAUUGAUUUAUAAUUAUUUAUUUUUAAUUUUUUGAUAUUAUCAGUUAUAUUUAUAUAAAAUAUUUUUUUUUUAAUUUUAAAAUAAUGUCAGAAAAACACUAAAACGCUGAUUAUAUAAAGAGUACUUUUAGUUCUAUAUAAAGAAUUAAAAAAAUAUAUUAAAUUAAAAAUAUUAAGACUAUAAUAAAAUAUUUAAUUUUAAUUUAAAAUAGAAACUGAAACAUUAAAAGCUUAAAAAUUUUAUAUUCCAUAAAAAACUUAAAAUGAAAAAGAUAAAAAGAAGGGUAAGAUCAAAUAUUUUAUAAAAUAGUAAAAAUUAUUGUAAAUAUUAGGUGAAACAACUGGAUUUGGUAAUAUAAAAAUUGAAAGUAGUGCAAAAGAUUGUGUGUAAAGAGCAAAUGAAUUAGAAUAAAUUUUAAUAGAAUAAAAGAAGCAAAACAAACGUUUAAUAGAUGAAUUAGAAAGCAGAAAAGAAAGAUUUAAAAAACGUGAAGUUGAAUAUAGAAAGAUAAUAUGUGAAUUAUAAGAUGAAAUAAAAAAUAAAGCAGUUCCAAACACAAAUGAAUAAAAAAGGCAAGAAGAAAUAUAAUAAUUGCAUUCAUAAAUAGUUGAAAACAUUGAUAAUAUAUAAGUAAAAACUUCAAAAAUAAUAUUAGAUUAAGAAAAAGAUGUUUUGAGAUUUUUCAAUAAUAAAAUAAAUGAAAUUAAAAAAUAGUUUGAAGAAGAAAGAAUUAAAAAAAGCAAAAAAGACUAAGAUUAUGUAGAAAAGGAAUUAAAGUUAACAAGUAAAUUAGAAUGGAUUAAAAAUAUUGCCCAAAAAAUAGAUAAUGAAAAUCAUAAUUUAAUGAAAAAAUAUAUGGAUUUAAAAAGUUAAUAUUAAACUUAGGAGAAUGAUAGGGAAAUGCUACUUAAAGAAUUAAUUAUGAAAAAAAAAAAAUAUGCAAUCCUCAAAAGUUAGCUCGAAUAAUAUGAGCAACUUUUAAAUGAAGCUUCAAAAGAAAUAGAACAUGCAGAUGAAGAUUCUUUAAAGAAGAAUUCAUAAUCAAAUAAUGGUAUUUAUAGUUUUUAUAAAUUGUAUAUAUUAAAAUAUAAUUUAAAGAUUAAUAAAAUGAUAUUAAUAAUCCUAAUAUCGCAAUAAGAAAAAACAUUUAAAGUAAUUUAAAGCUCUCUACGAAAAGAAUAAAAACGAGUAAAAGAUUUAAAAUAAUUAUAUUUAAAAGAAAUUGAAUAAAAAAAUGAACUAAAUAGAAUAAUUAGUAAAUACGUAGAAAAUAUUAAAUAAGAUUUCAAAUAAAAGCAUAAAAGUAAAGAUAAUAAUAGUACUUUUACUUAAGAGAUGAGAUAAAAAUUAAUUGAACAAAUACUUUCUAAUGACACAAUAUUAACACUUGUUUAUGAUAAAACAUUUUGCCCUGAUCUUAAAGAUUUAAAAAUUAAUGAAAAUGAGGAAGAAUACGAAAAUUAAUCUUUCACUUGA
Ichthyophthirius multifiliis is the source of this 1611-nucleotide messenger RNA. RefSeq lists its product as hypothetical. The record is from RefSeq and is a predicted model, not a curated record. NCBI's taxonomy places the organism in Eukaryota, Ciliophora, Oligohymenophorea, Hymenostomatida. The transcript is spliced from 3 exons.